UGUUUUGAUGGCGUCAUAAAAAAGCGACGCUACUGAUGUUUUGAUGCUAGGCGGAAAACGCUAGCUUCAGUUUUUAAUAACAUUUUGGUCGUUACGCUGGUGUUCAAACAUGGGGAAAUCUUUUGCUAAUUUCAUGUGCAAGAAGGAUUUUCAUCCUGCGUCAAAAUCCAACAUAAAGAAGGUAUGGAUCGCAGAGCAAAAGUUAACCUUCGAGAAGAAGCAGCAGGAGGAUCUGAUGCAGGCUUACCUGAAGGAGCAGGACACGUACAACAACAGACUGCUGAUGGGAGACGAUCGUGUGAAAAAUGGCCUUAACUUCAUGUAUGAAGCGCCUCCUGGAGCAUCUAAAGAGGAGGAAAAAGAGGGAGGAGAGUCCGAGUACAAGUUUGAGUGGCAGAAAGUAGCUCCUCGUGAAAAGUAUGCAAAGGAUGACAUGAAUAUUCGAGAUCAGCCCUUUGGCAUUCAGGUGCGUAAUGUGCGCUGCAUUAAGUGUCAUAAAUGGGGUCAUGUGAACACGGAUCGCGAGUGUCCCCUCUUCGGUCUGUCGGGGAUCAAUGCCAGCUCUAUGCCCAGUGAAGAAGCAGCAGGUCCGUCGAUGCACCCCUCCGAGUUAAUGGCAGAGAUGCGAAACAGUGGGUUUGCGCUGAAGAAAUGUGUCCUUGGGAGGGACGCCACCAUGACUGAUCCAGCACAGGAUUUUGUGGCCAGCGAGGAAGAAGACGACCCUGAGGUGGAGUUCCUGAAAUCUCUGUCCACCAAACAGAAACAGAAACUACUCAGAAAACUUGACCGUCUUGAAAAGAAGAAAGAGAAGAAGAAGAAGAGUAAAAAGGAGAAAAAGAAGAGCAAAAAGAAGCAGAAAAAGAAGCCAGCCGAGAGUGAGAGUUCAUCCAGCAGCUCCUCAGACAGCAGCGACAGCGACUCUGAGGACAAGAAGAAGAAGAGGAAGAAGAGGAGGGACUCGUCCAGUGAGAGAGGGAGGGAGGACAAAGAGAGAGGACAAGAUAGACACAGGAGCAGGAGUAGAGAGAGGAGGAGAGAGAAAAGCAGGAGCCCUCAGCGAUGGAGAGAUGGUAAGGAGAGGGACAGGAGCGCGAGCAGGGAGAAAAGAGACCAGGAGAAGGGCAAGAGGGAACGAGAGAGAAACUGGGAUAGAAAUGUCAAAAGGAGGAGUGUCAGUCGGGAACGAGGGAGGGGCUCGGACAAACACGGCAGGAGUGAUAGCAGGGAUGCAGAGAGGAAGAAAUGAGUCUCAAAGGACAUGAUUGACUCGCCCUUGUGUCAUUCCAAACUCUGACCACUUUUUAAACACUUUAAAGCUUGAUCGCUCCGAUGACAAUACAAUAUAAUGUUAUACACACAUCUGCUUAAAGGUGUGCGAUACCUUUUGUGUGAAAUUCAAGGCAUUGGUCUUGUAAUUCUUCCCCUUUCCUUGAAGUUCUGUUGGUCUGCUGAGAACCAAUGACACUUGAGGAUAUUAGGAGCUUUAGACGUCACUCGUACCGAAAUGAGACGUUUAAAUAUAAAUAUAUUUUUAAUUUCCUUUUCUGUUUGAGUCAUGAGAGUUUGGACUGACGUGAGGGUUACUAAAUGAGGACCGAAUCUGAAAUGUUUUGGGUAAAUAGUUUCUCUGGGUGGCUUUCCCAAUGUUUUUUUUUUCUCUGGGAAUUUCUCCAGAAGAGGGCGCCAUGAGAAUGUAGAAACUCAACCUGUUAUACACCAGGAAUUAAAGUGUUUUCAAUACAUUUGCUGUACUCCUAGUUCAUGUUCUCUUUUCUUUAAGCAUUUAGCCCUCCUCAAAUGUAAUGUUUGUUUGACUCGUUGACAGGUUAUAUAUUCCACACAUAAUAUUCUGUUCAUUAAACUAUUAUUUAUGGUU
Messenger RNA from Pimephales promelas (fathead minnow), 1879 nucleotides. It is a transcript of the gene cirsr, whose product is annotated as corepressor of RBPJ and splicing regulator. The record is from RefSeq and is a predicted model, not a curated record. Gene Ontology annotation, biological process: negative regulation of DNA-templated transcription. Gene Ontology annotation, molecular function: transcription corepressor activity. Gene Ontology annotation, cellular component: nucleus. NCBI's taxonomy places the organism in Eukaryota, Metazoa, Chordata, Actinopteri, Cypriniformes, Leuciscidae.